ACCGGAAGACUCCGUGUUUACUGGGUAGCUUUCGCUCCACGUUAGCGCCGCUGAUUCACCAAGAAGCGAACCGGAAUAUAUCUCACGUGUUUUUAACCAACAGUUUGAUCAUAUAUUCUUUUUUUAAAGCACGGGAUUAACCGCGCCGCGAUUGGCACGAUUGCUUGAAAGGCGGAAGUGCUCCUGACGCGCGGAGCAAUGACGAGCUGGCUAACGUAGCGCCGAGGUUAGCUAGCUAGCAGCGGUACAGCCACCACAGUGCACCAGGAUUAAGCGCGGCCAUGGGUGCGGAGAGCAGCGCGGUGCGGAGCUGUACCCUGGAGGAGCCUCUCCUGACCCUGCCCUCCGGACUCACAAUGCACUCGGCCAUGCUCCAGGAUGGAAAGCCGGCAUCCGUGUUUGUUCACAAGCGUGGCAAUGAGGACAAAGUCAACAAAGCUGCUCAGCACCUUAAGACUUUGAGGCACCCAUGUCUGCUCCGCUUCCUGUCCUGCUCGGUGCAGGACGGCGGCAUCCAUCUGGUGACGGAGCGUGUGCAGCCUCUGGAACUGCUGCUGGACAGUCUCUCCCCAGAGGAAAUCUGCGCCGGCAUCUACGACCUCCUGCAAGCGCUUGUGUUUCUGCAUGAGAGGGGCAAAUCGAGCCACAACAACGUCUGCAUCUCAUCUGUAUUUGUCAGCGAAGAUGGUCAUUGGAAACUGGGAGGGAUGGAUACUGUCUGCAAGUUCUCUGAAGCUACACCUGAGUUUCUCGCGAGCGUUCAGAACGUGAGAGAAGCCAGCUGCGUCCCCCCAGAAGAGCAGGUCGAGGGCUUUAAAAUGCUUCCGGAUAAAAAUGCUCACUCUCGGGACUGUUACGCUUUUGGAAAGUUGGUGGAGACCCUCAUGUCUCUCCUGAAUAGCUGUGUGUCACAGGAGCUGUCUGACAGUCUGACGAAGACCCUGCAGACGGGCCUGCUGAACUCUGACCCCUUGUCUCGACCCCCACUGAGCUCCCUGCUGACUCAUGACUUUUUCAGGAAUGACUUUCUGGAAGUGAGGGAUUUUCUGAAGAGCCUGACCUUGAAGAUGGAAGAAGAAAAAAACGAAUUCUUUAAGUUUCUUCUCGACCGGGUCCAGAGUCUCCCCGAAGAGCUGAUAGCUUCACGCCUUGUCCCCAAACUCCUCAACUCUCUUGUGUUUGCAGAACCCAUGGCGGUCAAAAGCUUCCUGCCUCAUCUUCUAAGGCCAAAGAAGGAUUCCAGUGGCGGUGGUAACGAUGAAGAAUGCCUGCUCUCUGUGUCCCUGUACCGUAAGCACGUGAUUCCUCAGAUUGUCAAGCUCUUCAAGGUCAAGGAGGCUCACAUCCGGGUCGUUUUGCUGGCUCACAUGCACAUCUACGCUGAGUUCUUCACCCACGACGAACUCAAAAACCAGAUCCUACCUCAGGUUUUGUUAGGAAUGAGGGACACCAGUGAUUCGCUGGUUGCCAUGACGCUGCAGAGUCUGGCGGUGUUGGUGCCCUUGCUCGGGGCUCAAGUGGUGGUCGGCGGAGAGAGGUCCAAGGUCUUCAAACGCACCACACCCAACUUCACAAGGUCAACAGAGGUCACCCCUGAAACUUCACCUGUCCAUAUAGUUGGAGGCUCCCACCCUCAUGUGGCCCAACCUUCAAAAGUCUUGAAUUUGUUCCCCAGACCACCAGGGACCGAAGGCCUGGUCCUGGGUCACAUGGGCAGCUUAGCAGGGAGUAGAGAGACGCCACAAAGUUACCCGCUGCCAAUAAAAUCAGAUGUCAGUAGACAGAUGUCUCUACCUUUUAAUGGCUUUCGUCAGGAUAGUGAGAUGGAGCCGCUGUCUUCCAGCCCAGAGCAGACCGACAGACGAGAAGGGCCAGUGGAAGACUGGCCUGACUGGAGCGACUCUGAAGAGAACGAGAAAAGAGACGGGCAGGCGGUCCAGAUCCACAUUCAGGCCUCGGAGAGAGAAGAUCCAGUCGCCGGCGGACUGCCACUCUCGCACCCCAACAUGGAAGAGGAGCCGUGGGACAACUUUGAGGAAACCGAACCCACCUCGGAUCAUUCCCCUACGGCUCCUUUAUCAAAACCAGUUAUACUCGCACCACCCAGAGGGGGCGCUAACAGAUCUGUUCAUCAUGCUCCUGAAGCACUGAAACGGGGUUCCUCCAAACCCCUCAAAUUGACCUCAGCACUGCGACAAUCCGCACAGAGCAAGACCGCUUCCUCGUUGGGCGACGGCUGGGCUCAAGAAGAUGGAGACUCUGAGAAAUGGGACAACCCAUUAAACCCCAAGACCAAACCUACAGUGCCACGAAGGAUUGGUGGCAGAGGAGGUCUGGGGGAGGAGUUCACCAUUAAGGUGAAGCGAAAGGAAGCGCCAGACCCAGAGCUGGAUUUGUUUGCAGACAUGGUGCCGGACAUCAAACUGUCCUCUCCAGCUCUGCUGCCGCUGGACGAGAGCAGUGCGAGUGAUGCUGGACCAUCGGAAAACUCUAAAUCUCUGCAGGCGGACUCGUCCGUUGAUACCGUGACGCUCACCGCCAGGUUCGCAGUGGACAACCAGACUGAGACUGAAACGGAUGGCUGGGGUGACGGAGACGACCUGAACUGGGAGGAGGAGGAAGAGAACGCCUGAUGACGUUUGGUCCGUCUGCGUCAUCGGGAGAAAAAUAAACACCACUUGGACUCCAAUCCUCGCGAUGCACCAGAGACAUUCAGUCAUUAAGUUGGUCCAGCAUGAGGCAGUGAGAACGAUAAUGGUGGGCUGAGAUAUUUUUUUAUGACCAUUCUGGUGGUUCCUUGACAUGUUUAGUCUUUUUGUUACGAUAACUUGCUGGACUUGAACAAAUUAAGACUUUUUUUUUUUUAACGGUUUGCCAACUGGUCCCAGUCAAUUCGAGAUGAAAGAGGAUGCUCCUCUAAAGGUGACGGUCAUGUUAUCAUCUCCUUUUUCUUUUUCUAUAUUUAUGUGCGUGUAUAUAAACGUGCCAACUUCUACUGGCAUGCAAAUCAAGAUUAUACUUUUAAGCAAGACAUACCUUGCCAACAUUGUGUUAGAUUUAAAUUACAGAAGGCUUGCACUUUGAAUGAAUGGGAAAUUAAAAUUACGUAAUUUAUUAGCUUUUGGUUGGUGGUGAAGUAAAGAUUUUAUUGUAUAAAAUAUGACUUUCUUUUUUAAUGAGACAUUUAUUAGAUCUUAUGAAGUAAUUGCAAUUGUUUAGGACCAAGUACUGAACUUGGACUUUUAUAAAACAGGCCUCAAUACAGGAACUUUGUACGGCACAAUUUUGAUAAAGUCAGUGAAGACUCCCGUUUGACUUGUUAGUGCUAAAUACAAACAUGGACAAUGGCUUGUAUUCAAACAUGUUUAAUAAACAAUAUCACUCAAAGAAGACCAAAGUAAAUGUUUAAAAAGUGAAGAGUGGCCGCAGCAGCAAAGGGGUGUACAGACUUCACAGGUUCUAGAAAUAAAGGAGGCUGGUAAACAGCUAGGUUGUGUGUCUGGCUGUACUGAUGUGGGUUAUGAGGGUCUGGAGCUCCUGAUGUGGGUUAUGAGGGUCUGGAGCUCCUGCAGUCUGGGUUCCAGCCAUUGUGGAGGCGGUGCUGUGUUGUUGUCUUUGCCCUCAGUGAGCGCCUGAAGGGCUUUCAAAGCGCUCUCGGCUGUCUGGACGUAGCGGCUGUACUCCUCCUCUGCACCGGUCUCCUGCCGAGCUCUCUUUGGGCAGGGCUGGGAGGGAGGAAUAAUUACAGGGAAAUUAUACCACUUUUCAUGGUUACAGUCUCACUGGAGCACGAUUUCAUUUCACAUCAGAUGAGGGCAGAAAUCUUGCUUGUACAAAUGGAAUUUUGCGUUGCUGAGCAGGACAUGUAAAACUUUACUGAGAAAUAUUUUGCUGAAUAAAUUUACUAUUUCCAGUG
Cyclopterus lumpus (lumpfish) is the source of this 3916-nucleotide messenger RNA. It is a transcript of the gene scyl3, whose product is annotated as SCY1-like, kinase-like 3. NCBI's taxonomy places the organism in Eukaryota, Metazoa, Chordata, Actinopteri, Perciformes, Cyclopteridae. The transcript has 14 exons. Gene Ontology annotation, molecular function: protein kinase activity; ATP binding. The coding region runs from base 282 to 2633 and encodes 783 amino acids. Gene Ontology annotation, biological process: protein phosphorylation. The record is from RefSeq and is a predicted model, not a curated record.